This is a messenger RNA of Raphanus sativus (radish), 1467 nucleotides long. RefSeq lists its product as uncharacterized. The record is from RefSeq and is a predicted model, not a curated record. The transcript has 2 exons. The coding region runs from base 1 to 1338 and encodes 445 amino acids. Lineage: Eukaryota; Viridiplantae; Streptophyta; Magnoliopsida; Brassicales; Brassicaceae. Gene Ontology annotation, biological process: sesquiterpene biosynthetic process. Gene Ontology annotation, molecular function: cyclase activity.
AUGGGCUUAAAUGCGAUAAGGUUUUGCAAGAGAAUGACAGAGGAAAGAGAUGAGGAGGUUUCACGCUCACCCAACAACUUCCGUGCAAAAAUAAAGGAAAUCAAGUGGGCUUCCCUGGCUAAAACGGGCAAGCAGUGGCUAAGAAACCCGCUCAACAUGGCUCUCUUCCUGUGGAUCCUCGUGGUCGCCGUCUCCGGCGCCAUUCUCUUCAUGGUCAUGACCGGUAUGCUGAACGCCCUCCUCCCCAACAAGUCUCAGAGAGACGUCUGGUUCGAAGUCAACAACCAGAUCCUCAACGCCUUGUUCACUCUCAUGUGUCUGUACCAACACCCGAAACGGUUUUACCACCUCGUGCUUCUCUCUAGAUGGAAGCAGCCAGACGACGUCACAGCGCUCAGGAAGGUUUACUGCGAGAAGGGGACUCAAAAGCCAAACGAGUGGACCCACAUGAUGGUUGUCGUUCUCUUGCUUCACUUGAACUGUUUCGCUCAGUACGCGCUCUGCGGUCUUAACCUAGGGUUUAGAAGAUCCGAGAGACCUCCCGUUGGUGUGGCUAUAUGCGUCUCUGUUGCGAUAGCUGCUCCCGCGGCUGCUGGUUUGUACACUAUCCUUAGCCCGCUUGGGAAAGAGUAUGAUCAUCCUCCUCAAGGAGACGAGGAGAAUCAAGUGAAGCUAUCUCUUGAAAGGAGAUAUUCAUUUGCUUCAAGAGAUGAUGAUAGUCCUGAAUGGAGAGGUGGAGUUCUUGAUAUAUGGGAAGAUCUCACAGUGUCUUACCUCUCUCUGCUAUGUACUUUCUGCGUGUUUGGUUGGAACAUGGAGAGGAUUGGGUUCGGGAACAUGUAUGUUCACAUUGCGACUUUUAUACUCUUCUGUCUGGCUCCUUUCUUUAUAUUCAACCUGGCUGCUAUAAACAUCGAUAACGAGAUGGUUAGGGAAGGGCUUGGAUACGCUGGGAUCGUGCUUUGCUUGUUUGGUUUGCUCUACGGUUGGUUUUGGAGGAUACAGAUGAGGAAGAGGUUUAGGUUGCCGAGUUAUAACUUCUGUUGCGGGAGGCCUGCGGUUGCUGAUUGUACGCUUUGGCUGUUCUGUUGCUGGUGCUCUUUGGCUCAAGAAGUCAGGACUGCUAGUUUUUAUGAGAUUGUGGAAGAUAGACUGUGUAAAAGACGAGAAGAGGUUAUCAAGGUUGAUGAUGAAGAUGGUGUGAUGGAUCCGAGUUGCUUGGGUGAGAAGAUGAAGACAACAACUAUGGCUAGCUCUUCUCUUAGGCAGAGUACACUGAAAGGUGAUGAAGCUCUAAGUCCACCUUCUCCUCCGUUCAUACACAGGGAAGCUACUUAGAGAUUUUUUUUUUUUGGUUUUGACUUUUGAGGAAUAUAGAAAGCAUGUAAAACCUGGUUUUAUGAUGAUGGAUACGUUUAUACGGUUCAUGCAUAUCUUUAACUUUUCAAUGGAAUUUAAGUUUUAAUA